Opisthorchis viverrini is the source of this 1185-nucleotide messenger RNA. RefSeq lists its product as hypothetical. NCBI's taxonomy places the organism in Eukaryota, Metazoa, Platyhelminthes, Trematoda, Opisthorchiida, Opisthorchiidae. The coding region runs from base 1 to 1185 and encodes 394 amino acids. The transcript has 5 exons. The record is from RefSeq and is a predicted model, not a curated record.
AUGAUUGAGACGACAGUGGCAACCAUAACAAAACUGCCGCUCUUUGUUCAAUAUUCUGUAACCCGGAAACCAUUUUGUCCUGCAAAGGACAAAAGGACAGCUAAGAGGGAAACCAUCGUUCUGGUCUGGAGACCGAGUGCUUGUGUGGUCUUCGGUAUGAAAAGGCCUGCCAAUCAGCUCCCGUCGACUGAGCGCCCUGUUCCAACAGCGGAAGAACCAACGCCAGUAGCCACUGCUUCACAUGUACCACCCAAGACAGACCCAUUGCUGCAACCGAGACGUUGUGUCGAUCACGUCGAAAACCGGGUCCGAUCAUUUGAAACUGACCCACGCCGACAAUUUUACAUCAAACAGCCAAAAAGGAAAGGGGCCAGGAGGGUCAAAUUCCUAAAAAUAAUCUCAGAAUGCCCGCAAACUAGUGAGACCCCCAAAUCACCAGAGCAGUUGACAUUCCGCGGUUGGUUUGGGACCACCGUGAGUAAAUUCGCUCCUAAACUCCUGCAUUACCUGGAGUUCAGGAAUCCCAUCUGCAUCUAUUCGUGUGAGAUGGCCAAAUGUCUAGAGGGCGAAUUUACUGACCGGAAGGUCCGUGGUCCGAACCCGACCUCUGCCUCUCGGAUUCCCCUGUCUACACCUGGGCAACCUGGCAGUAUUCCAGCCGUCGUGCUUUCUUCGGGUGGCAUGUUGAGCUAUACCCUCAUCAUCAUCACCAUCAUCAUCAACAUCAUCAUCACCAUCAUCAUCAUCAUCAUCACCAUCAUCAUCAUCAUCAUCGACAGCAUGAAAUCGGUGUUCAGCACUGAUGCUUUGCUGCCGUACAGUCAUGAUUUAUUUGAAAGCAUUACGAUGAAGAGAAGUAUAAGGGCGGAAAGUGAAGGGACCUGGCGCUACCUCAAUACAAUCAUUCUGAGGUGUCUACACAUUAAGAUACUCAUUCAGGCAAUCUGUAUAGAAACUGACAACAAGGACGCUACUGAUAUCGAUCAGCACUCAUAUCUUACGGCAUUUCUAACAAGGCGCAGCGGGGGGUCACGCGGUCCCCGUCCAGUAACACUGAAAGCACCCAAAUUCUUCGUGAUCUCUUUUACACCUCUCUGUCAAGUCAAGGAUUGGCUAUGUAUCCCAACUUAUCAUGUCCCGAUCGGUGGAGUGGCGUUGAAAUUUGGUGCUUCUAAGCUAAAGUAA